AUGAGCACAUACCAUGGUGAUAAAGCAGAGUCAUCUGCAUCUUUUGGAGAACAAUUAGAAAAGAAGAACUCUAUUACCUCAAUUGAAACAGGCUUACAUACUAUUGAAGCAGAUGGGCCUAAAGCACAUAACGGUGUUGAGCCACACAUGGGAUUGAUGAGCAGUUGUAAUAUGAUUGUAGGCUUGAUUAUCGGCAGUGGUAUCUUUGCUUCUCCAGGUCCUGUGACUUUAAAGGUUGGAGCAGUAGCUCCUUCCCUCUUGGUUUGGACAGUAGGAGGUGUAUUAAGUAUGAUUGGCGCGCUAUGUUAUGCUGAAUUAGGCACAAUGAUUACAAAAUCAGGUGGUGAAUAUCAAUACUUGAAAUCAGCUUAUGGCAUCUGUCUUGGUUUGACAUUUACCUGGUCCAAUUUAUUAUUGACAAAUCCAAUCGGCACAGCAUCCAUCGCCACAGUGUUUGCGCAGUAUAUUCUACAAAUGGCCUAUUUCGAUCCCAACGAUCUUACUGGAGCAACUGUGGAAAUGCCCAACUAUGCACUCAAGUUAGUCACCAUAGGCUGUAUUUGGGUUGUUGUUCUCUUAAAUGCAUUUGGACGACGUGCAGGUGCCUUGGUUGCCAAUGUGUUUACAUUUGCAAAACUGAUUGCUUUGAUUAUGAUCAUUAUCAUUGGCUGGGUAUGGCUCGGUAAAGGACAUACAGAAAACUUUCAAAAUGCGUUUGACGGCAGUUCUCGUAAUGCAUUGGAUUAUGGAACAGCAAUGUAUAUGGCUCUCUUUUCCUACAAUGGCUGGAACAAUUUGAAUUAUGGCGUGGGCGAAGUCAAGAACCCCAAGCGUAACCUACCAUUAGCUAUCUUCAUUUCCUGUACACUCGUAACUACAGUCUAUGUACUUGGUAAUGUGGCCUAUUUUGCAACCCUUCCAAUCCAGACUGUAGCCACCUCAUCUACUGUUGCUAUGCAGCUUGGUCGUGUAGCUAUGGGUACAGGUGGUGCCUAUUUCUUUGCUGUCAUGGUCGUUCUCUCUACCUUUGGAGCAGUGAAUGGAAACAUCUGGGGUGCUUCUCGUUUAGUGAUGGCUGCUGCUAAUGAAGACAGUGUGUUUAUGCCACCAUUCUUUGGUAAGCUUAGUGAAAAACGUGACAGCCCGAUCCGUGCGCUUAUCUUGGUUGGUAUCAUUGCCACCAUCUGGUGUAUCCCUGGCGACUUUACUUAUCUGGCCAAAAUGUACAGUUUUACUGGAUGGCUCUUUUACGGAUUUGCUGUCUUUGGAUUAAUUCUCAUGAGAUUCAAGAAAAAGACUAGAGAUUUGCCUAGACCAUUCAAAGUGUGGUUACCUCUGGCUAUUUUCUUUGUCAUCAUUGACAUUUACUUGGUUAUUGCGCCUCUUAUUGAUGCUGGAUCCGCUGGUGUAUAUCAGUACAUUAUCUGUAUUAUCAUUGGACUUAUUGCUAUUCCCAUCUGGUUCAUUCGUGUACGUAAGCCUGGUUUAGGUCGACUUUUACUGGGCUGGAUCCCUGGAUAUCAAGAUGCUUGUAUCUUAGAGAAGAAGAGACUAGAAGCCGAUAGCAAAACCGAACUUUAA
Molecule: messenger RNA, 1581 nt
Organism: Rhizopus microsporus ATCC 52813
Lineage: Eukaryota; Fungi; Mucoromycota; Mucoromycetes; Mucorales; Rhizopodaceae
Product: amino acid transporter
Exons: 2
Coding region: 1-1581 (526 amino acids)
Biological process (GO): amino acid transmembrane transport
Cellular component (GO): membrane
Molecular function (GO): L-amino acid transmembrane transporter activity
Source: RefSeq, a predicted model, not a curated record